AUGUCUGAGCAACGCUCGCCCAAGGAGGUCCUGGUGAGCGAGUCGACCCUCGACGUCGCGGGAUCGUCGAGGCAGGAGUCGGAACUAGAGCCGGUCGAGAAGGUCAAGGUGCCAUGGUGGUCGUGCAUUUGGGACUACGAGCCCGGGCGGUCCCGCGAGGAGCGCGCGUUCAUCCAGAAGCUCGAUGUGUUCCUGGUCACGAUGCUGUCGUUCGGGUACUUUAUCAAGAACCUGGACCAGACGAACAUUGCGAACGCGUUCGUCAGCGGCAUGAAGGAGGACCUCGGCAUGAACGGCAACGAGAUAAACCUCGUUGACACCGCGUGGACCGUCGGCUACGUCGUCGGCCAGAUACCCUCGCAGAUCGUUCUCACUAAGGUCCGACCCUCCGUUUGGGUACCCUCGUGCGAGCUCGUCUGGACUCUCCUGACCUUCUGCCUGGCAGCUGCUAAGACGUCGAAUCACGUCAUCGUUAUCCGCUUCUUCGUCGGGUUGGCUGAAUCGAUUUUCUACCCGGCGGCUCACACGAUUCUUGGAUCAUGGUAUAAGCCCUCUGAAUUAGGAAAGCGAGCCUGCAUCUUCCACGCAUCCUCUGCCGCGGCCAGCAUGUUCUCGGGUUAUCUCCAGGCCGGCGUGUAUCGAGGACUAAACGGGGUCAAUGGAUUCGCUGGUUGGCAGUGGCUCUUCAUUAUGGAUGGGAUUAUAAGCCUCCCGAUAUGUAUUGCGGGAUUCUUCAUAUUACCGGAUCUCCCUGAGAAUACAAGGGCCUUUUAUUUAAACAAGGAGGAUCGCGCCAUGGCCAGGGAGCGCAUGAACAAAGCUGGACGUGCCCCCCGCGCGAAACUCGGACUUGCUACCUUUAAACGAAUAUUCAGUCGAUGGCACGUCUAUCUUCUCACAAUCUUGUAUAUUAUAUUCAUCAAUAUUUCACCAUCGUCAAGCAUAAACGUUAUGGCUAUCUGGCUGAAAUCAAGGGGCGAAUCUAUUGAAAGAAUAAACAUCAUCCCCACAGCCAUGUCAGCCAUCCAACUAGUGCUCACCGUCACGCUAGCCAUCGUCUCCGACGCGAUCCGCCGCCGCGCGAGCAUCAUGUCCAUCAGCACCUUUCUCGGGGGUUUCGCGGCUCUCGUCCUGGCCAUCUGGGACGUGCCGGACGGCCUGAAGUGGUUCGCGCUCCUGAUGCAGCGCGCGUCGGUCCCCUACGGCCCCCUCAGCAUGAGCUGGACGAACGAGAUCUGCGGCGCGGACGCGGAGGAGCGCGCGAUCGUCAUCGGCAUCAUGAACUCCAUGGGCUACGCCUUCAACGCCUGGGUGCCGCUGCUGACGUACCCGCAAGUAGACUCGCCCAGGUUCCAGAAGGGCUUCAUCUUUUCGACCGUCAUGUUCGGCGCGCAGGCUGUCAUCACGGCGGCGGUGGCGUUCAUGUAUAAGCGGGACAAGAAGAAGAAGCAGAAGCAUGGAGAAGAUGCCUCUGGGAUUGGGGAUGAGGGGGGCGUUAUCGCGAGCUCUCUGGACCGCCCCUGAUUUGAUAAUCGCAGCGUUUGGUUUAAGACCCUAAAUGUUACCUGCCUUAGGUACCUAAGGUACCUAGCUAUAUUGUAUGAAAGUUUAACUCUCAAUGGAAACCUCAUUAUCAUAACAAGCGACUGUUGAGGACUAACAAAGGACAUAUUAUCUUGAAAAGGGGUGAACCGAAACAAGUGUAAGAACUGUUAAAAAGGCGAUAUUAGGUAGGUAGGAAUACUUAAGUAUUAUUCUCAACAGCUUUA
This is a messenger RNA of Daldinia caldariorum, 1769 nucleotides long. Its product is annotated as MFS general substrate transporter. The transcript is spliced from 6 exons. The record is from RefSeq and is a predicted model, not a curated record. Gene Ontology annotation, molecular function: transmembrane transporter activity. NCBI's taxonomy places the organism in Eukaryota, Fungi, Ascomycota, Sordariomycetes, Xylariales, Hypoxylaceae. Gene Ontology annotation, cellular component: membrane. Gene Ontology annotation, biological process: transmembrane transport. The coding region runs from base 1 to 1524 and encodes 507 amino acids.